This is a messenger RNA of Nicotiana attenuata, 1857 nucleotides long. RefSeq lists its product as uncharacterized. The coding region runs from base 1 to 1857 and encodes 618 amino acids. NCBI's taxonomy places the organism in Eukaryota, Viridiplantae, Streptophyta, Magnoliopsida, Solanales, Solanaceae. The record is from RefSeq and is a predicted model, not a curated record. The transcript has 3 exons.
AUGAAUGACGCGAGACUAGAAGACUUGGGUAAGAAGUUAGAGUUGUUGGUGGAAAAUCUCCUUCCACCACAAGAUGGGAUUCUAGGCAGUGCUCUAAUGGAAGGUCCUUUAGAGACAGGAUUGAGCAGCAGAUCUUGGCUAGGAGAGAACAGGGAGGUCCAUGGUAGUAGAAAUCUGGGCCAUUCUUCACAAUCUCGAGUUGACAUUCCUUAUUUUGAAGGGGUGGAUCCUUGUGCGUGGUUGAGAAAGUGUGAGAGGUUCUUUCAGCACAACAACAUCACUGAUCCUCAGCAGAAAUUAGAAGAAGCAGUCAUCCAUCUCAAUGGUAAGGCUGAGCCAUGGUACUUUUCCUAUCACAUAAGCAAGGGAGUAGUUAGAUGGUCAGAAUUUACUACUGAAAUCUGUAGCAGAUUUGAGGGUGCAUCUAACCGCAAACUCAAUCUAAUUGGAGAAUUUAAAAAAAUAGAGCAAACUGGAACAGUCGAUGAGUACUUGGAAAAGUUUGAAGAGCUAAAAGCAUGGGUGUUGAUUAGAAAUCCCACUAUCCCUGAAGAAUUUUUCUUAGAAUUCUUCAUUGAAGGACUAAAAGAAGAAAUUAGACAUACAGUAAAGAUGUUGGAUCCUUAUUCUUUUAAUAAGGCAGUGAAAAAGGCUAGACACAAGGAGAACUUGCUAACAACUAUUACUAAAGGGGGGAAAAAAUGUGGAGAAAAGUACCACCCUGGGCAUCAGUGUAAGCAGAGACAGUUGAAUGCUAUAUCUGCUGCCCAAGAAGAGACUAUAGAAGAGAUAAGGGAACAAGAGGAGACUAUGCUCAUUCCAGAAGAAGAAAUAGUAGAUGAAGCAAUCAGUUUGAAUGCCCUAUCUGGAACAGAGGUUCCCAAUACCAUUAAGCUAAGGGGAGAGUCCAAGAAGAACUCCUUAACUAUCUUGUUGGAUUCAGGAAGUACACAUAGCUUUUUGGAUAUGGAAGCCGCCAAAAGAACUGGAUGUCUCAUUUCUGAGGCUGUGACUAUGAGAGUCACGGUAGCCAAUGGCAACUAUCUCAUGAGUUUGUACAUCUGCCACAAGUUUAAGUGGAGGAUUCAAGGAGUAGAAUUUGAAGAUAAAGUCAAGCAGUUGUUAAAGAAAGGACAGGCUAUUUGGUCACACCUGUUCACUUUAUCAGCUGAAGAGGGAUCAGAAGCAAGAGAGUUACCUGUGGAAAUUGAGGGUGUUCUGAAGAAGUAUCCAGAUGUCUUUUUGGAGCCAACUUCAUUACCACCAAAAAGAGCUCAUGAUCAUUUGAUUCCCCUGAAAACAGAUGCAAACCCUGUAAGUAUCAGACCUUACAGAUACAGUUUCUUUCAAAAAAAUGAGAUAGAAAAGCAAGUUAAUGAAAUGCUCCAUAAUGGUAUAAUACAACCUAGCCAUUCUCCCUUUUCAUCACCUGUUCUGCUAGUCAAGAAAAAGGAUGGGAGUUGGAGGUUUUGCAUAGACUAUAGGGCUUUGAAUAACAUGACCAUAAAGGAUAAAUUCCCUAUUCCUUUAGUUGAUGACUUAAUGGAUGAGUUGUGUGGGUCAUGUAUCUUCUCUAAAAUAGAUCUAAGGGCUGGUUAUCAUCAAAUAAGAAUGGGAGAGAAUGACAUUUAUAAAACUGCUUUUAGGACUCAUUUCGGGCAUUAUGAGUUCAAGGUCAUGUCUUUUGGCUUGACCAAUGCACCUGCUACUUUUCAGUCUCUCAUGAACCAUGUGUUCAAGGACUAUAUCAGGAGAUUUGUAUUGGUGUUUUUUGAUGACAUCCUCAUAUAUAGCCCUUCCAUGGAAGAGCAUGUAACACAUUUAAACAGUGUGUUAGGAGUCCUCAGAAAGGAAUAG